AUGGCUGAGACACUUUUGUCGUUUGGAGUUGAGAAGCUAUGGGACCUCCUUGCUCGAGAAUCUGAGCGACUUCAGGGAGUUGAUGGGCAAUUCGACGAAUUAAAGAGUGAUCUGAGCAUGUUAAGGUGCUUCUUGGAAGAUGCGGAUGCCAAGAAACAUACAAGUGCUAUGGUGAGAAACACUGUGAAAGAGAUCAAAGAAAUUGUAUACGACGCAGAAGAUAUAAUCGAAAUCUUUCUUCUAAAGGAAGAGCUCCGAAAAACUAGUAGGAACAGUGUUAGAAGAUUUUCUAGCGUUGUUGUGAACCGCAUGGGGGUUGCUUUCGAUAUGAGAGCCAUAAGUAAGAGGAUCUCUAAGGUGAUCCGUGAUAUGCAGAGUCUUGGCGUACAACAAAUCAUUGUCGAUGAAAGGUAUACACAGACUCUACAUGAGAGACAAAGGGAAAUGCGACAAACGUUUUCUACUGACAAUGAAGAGCAUCUUGUGGGGUUGGAGAAGAAUGUUGAUCAAUUGGUUGGCUAUUUGGCGGAGGAAGAUAGCAGUCAAGUGGUUUCUAUAACGGGGAUGGGCGGUAUUGGUAAAACCACCCUUGCAAGACAAGUUUUUAAUCAUGAGACAGUUAAAAGUCAUUUUAAAGGAUUGGCAUGGGUAAGUGUUUCACAACAUUUUACAAGGGAGUAUGUGUGGCAGACGACCUUGCGGAAACUCAGGCCAGAAUAUAAGGUGUUAGAAAUGUCAGAAGACGAACUCCAAGAAGAACUGGUUCGACUGUUGGGAAUACAAAAGACUUUGAUUGUCCUUGAUGAUAUAUGGAAUGAAGGGGACUGGGACAUAAUAAAACCAAUGUUUCCACGGCAAAAAGAUUGGAAGGUACUAUUUACUUCUCGCAAUGAGGGAGUGGCAUUACGUGCCGAUCCGGAAUGUUUCACCUUCAAACCAGAAUGCUUAAAUCAAGAAGAAAGUUGGACACUCUUUCAAAUGAUAGCAUUUCCUAGGAAAGUCACAACCGAAUAUAAGGUUAAUGAAAUGGAAGAGAUGGGUAAGCAGAUGAUUAAACACUGUGGAGGACUACCGUUGGCUGUAAAAGUGUUAGGAGGCUUGUUAGCUUCUCAAUACACAUUGCAUCAGUGGAAAAGGAUAUAUGAGAAUAUAGGAUCUAACAUUGUUGGAGGGACUAGUUUAAAUGGCGAUAGCAACAGUUUGGUUUAUCAUGUAUUAUCUUUGAGCUUUGAAGAGUUGCCUAGUUGUUUGAAGCACUGCUUCCUCUACCUCGCCCAUUUUCCAGAAGAUUAUCCAAUAGAUGUGGAAAAACUGUCCUACUACUGGGCUGCGGAAAGAAUUUCAAAGCCAGAGUAUUAUGAAAGAGCAAGCGUGCGAGAUGUUGCGGAAGGCUACAUAGAGGAGUUGGUUAAAAGAAAUAUGGUUAUGUCCGAAAGAGAUGGUAGGACUUUGAGAUUUGAGAAAUGUCACUUGCAUGACAUGAUGAGAGAAAUUUGUUUUCUUAAAGCCAAAGAAGAGAACUUCCUACAGAUUGUUAACGGCACCUCAACUGUGAACUCUGAAUCUCCUUGUAAAUCUCGCAGACUUGCUGUACAUCUACUUGAUAAAACAUUUGAUGUGGAGAGUGAGAUGAAUAAUCCAAAACUUAGAUCUGUCUUGGUUAUCUUGAAGGACAGGAGGAGAAAAGAUUGGAUGGCACCAAGUUUAACCUUUACAAGGUUAAAGUUGAUGAGGGUUUUAGAUCUCUCUAGAGCUGAGUUUGAGGGAGGGAAGCUACCUUCUAGCAUUGGAAGGCUCAUCCACUUGAGAUAUUUGAGUUUAUAUUUGGCAAAUGUAACUCAUCUACCUUCUUCUAUGCGGAAUCUGAAGAUGUUGCUCUAUUUAAACCUAUGUGUAGAUGCGAGAUCUUCAAUCUACAUGCCCAUUUCUUGA
Molecule: messenger RNA, 1932 nt
Organism: Microthlaspi erraticum
Lineage: Eukaryota; Viridiplantae; Streptophyta; Magnoliopsida; Brassicales; Brassicaceae
Source: the annotation of a GenBank genome assembly